This is a messenger RNA of Emys orbicularis (European pond turtle), 1413 nucleotides long. Its product is annotated as fibrinogen-like protein 1-like protein. The transcript has 4 exons. Lineage: Eukaryota; Metazoa; Chordata; Testudines; Emydidae. The record is from RefSeq and is a predicted model, not a curated record. Bases 174 to 1007 code for a protein of 277 amino acids.
AAGACAGCUGACAGCUCCACAGCAGGGCAGCAUCCCCAGAGCGCAGCAGGGCGGGGGUUAGGGGGAGCAGUCGGUAGCAGCACCUGCCCCUCGUACAGCAGGAGCUAGAAGUGCCAGCCUCUCUGCACAGAGCAGCAGCGUUCAGCCUGGGCCAGACGUGCUGCGGGGAGGUGAUGGCUGCCCGGUGCCCUCGUCUCCUGCUCCUCACCGGCCUGCUGGCCCUGUCAGCGCCAGUUCUCACCCUGGAAAUACACAAUCUGAACAUCUUAAAGGGACCCACCCAUGCAAUCAGGAACAUCCACCCAAAGCACCUGAAGGCAGAUCAGGGGAAAGGGAGCCUCCGGCGCAGCAGAGCCAGUGACAUGCGGAUAGCCCAGGUCUGGCCCAAGGACUGCAGCGAGAUAACCUGGAACAGGGUCAGUGGCGUCUUCGUCAUCCAGCCCACAGGACUCCAUCAAUUCGAGGUCUACUGUGAGCUGAACAGCACCAGCGAGGGCUGGACGGUCCUCCAGCGGAACCGGCACGACACACAGAUCACCUGGGCUGAGUCCUGGAGCACCUACAAGUACGGCUUUGGCAACGUGCACGAUGACUACUGGCUGGGGACGGAGUACAUCUAUCGGAUCGCCAAGCAGAAAGUCUACCAGGUCAGGUUUGUCAUCCACGAUUCAUCCGGCACCAUGAAAUACGCAGACUACAACCUCUUCGGUCUGGAAGACGAGUCCAAAGGCUACAGGCUGAGGCUGGGCUCUUACACUGGGACUGCAGGGGACGCCAUGGCCCCAAACAAUCCUAGCACCGUGCAUGACAACAUGAAGUUCUCCACAAAAGACCUGGAUCAGGACACUUCCAGUGGGAACUGUGCGUCUAGCUCUGGUGGGGGCUGGUGGUACUCGGCUUGUCAUUCUGUUCGACUGAAUGUCAAAGGGAGCAUCACUUGGGGUAGUUUCUGUAGUGGGAACUGCCAGGCCUCUGCCAUCCUCAUCAAACCAGCAUCCUACUGUUAGUCACCCCUUCCCCACCCUCCUGUCUGCAGUGAGACCAACCCCUGCUCCAUGAAGGGAGGGAAAAGGGUCAGAGUGUGUCAUGGCCAAACCUCCCGCCCGCCCUCACAGGCCUUGCUGGGGGAAGUAUCAGGGUUACCCAGGAAACAGGGCCACUUUCCUUCUCCUCUCCCUCCCUGCAGACUUUCUGAGCUUUUCUCCACUGGUCCUUUCUGCGCUGGGCUGACUCCCGCGCACCAGCAUUCGGCUGGAGUGACUCUUCCGCGUCAUUUUAGCUCGGCGAUGCAAUGAGCAGGCCUAGAGGUCACUGGAAAGGUGAAAUCCCAAGCAUGGCGGGAGCUUCUCAAACACCCUCUGCAUGGCCCUGCCUGGGGAUCCAGGCUUUGGAAUAAACACACACUUCUAAGCA